UUUGUCCAGCCAUCGCUCCAACAAUGCAGCUUUUAAUGGUGCUGUGAGCGGCGCGAGCUGAAAACGCAGCAACACCGCAGGCUGUAGUCGUUCAGAUUCAGCACAGCAGGAUUUUUAACCGUUUGACAAACCUGCCACGCGGCUCCGACUUUUUGGGACAUCCUCGACUCUUCUGCUUGGGUUCCUGUUUUGAGAAGAGACGAUUUUAGAGGCCGCAUCUCCAGAGGAAUACCUGACAAGGGGCCAGAAAAUGAGCUCAACCCAGAUAGAAGCAACUAGUCUAACCAGCUAUCUCACCGAGCUGUGAGCAGCCAUGCCCUCCCUUCAUCAACCAUCGAAGGGAACCCUUGUCGAGAUGCGGGACUGUUUUCUGACAUAGAUUUGGAAGAAGUGGAAUCUCGCAACAGAAAUGGCAUUUGUUUGUGUGGGCUAUAACGCAUCGGAGUACAUAUUAGAAUACAGGUGAGGCUGAUACCCACAGGACUCGUAACAGGAGGUAAACAGCCUCAGAUGACCUUUGCACAAGGACAGAGCCACAGCCCAGCUUUGAUGAUUUAGUAUCCAUCCCACUACCUUGCUGACAAGGUCGUAUCAUGGCUGCUGCUGAUCCCCAUAGCAACGGUUGCUUGGUUGGGCGAGGAGCAGACUGAGAGUCAACAAUGCAGCGUAACGGUGGUGGCGGGGGUGCCGGUGGCCAGCCAUGGGUGCUACGCCGUGUGCGUCUCACCUGGCUCAGUUUCAUGCUCUUCUUCAUCCUGGUUUUCUUCCCACUCAUUGCCCACUACUACCUCACUACCAUUGACGAAGCUGGGGGUCCUGAUAAGCGCAUCUUCGGGCCGCGGCCCGGUGGUGAACUGUGUGAGGCGAAACAUGUGCAGGACCUGUGCCGAAUCCGCGAGUCAGUCAGCGAGGAGCUGCUGCAGCUGGAGGCCAAGAGGCAGGAGCUCAACGGGGAGAUCGCCCGACUCAACCUGCGCAUUGAGGCCUGCAAGCGAAGCAUUGACAGCGCCAAGCAGGAUCUGCUGCAGCUGAAGAACGUUAUAAGCCAGACAGAGCAUUCCUAUAAAGAACUAAUGGCCCAGAACCAGCCAAAGUUAUCACUACCAGUCAGGCUGCUGCCAGACAAGGAGGACCUGGGACUGCCACCACCCAAGUCUGCCCGCUCCUGCCGCCUACGCUCCUGCUUUGACUAUGCGCGCUGCCCUCUUACCUCUGGCUUUCCUGUGUAUGUCUACGACACAGGCUCCUAUCAAUGGGCGGAUUAUCUUGACCCACUGGUGAAGCAGGCUUUCGCAGCAUCAGUUAAGAGCAACAUUUAUAUAACUGAUAACCCCAGCAUUGCUUGUCUGUAUUUAGUGCUGGUAGGGGAGCUACAAGAGUCCUCCUCCCCACCGCCAUCUCCUUCAGAGCUGGAAAAGCAACUAAAAGCUCUCCCUUACUGGAGGUCUGAUGGGCACAAUCAUGUACUGGUGCAUUUCUCCAGAAAGUCCAUGACUCAGAACUUUCUCUAUAAUGUGAGCACAGGUCGGGCGGCAGUUGCUCAGUCCACCUUCCUGGAGCAGCAGUACCGCGAGGGCUUCGACUUGGUUGUCUCCCCACUGGUUCAUGCCCUUUCCGAACCAAAUUUUUUGGAAGUGCCCCCUCAAGUUCCCGUAAAGAGGAAAUACCUCUUUACCUUCCAGGGGGAGAGGGUGGAGUCACUGAGGAGCAGCUUACAGGAGGCACCCCCCCAGUCUUUCGAGGAGGAAAUGGAAGGAGACCCACCAGCCGACUACGACGAUCGCAUCAUCGGCACCUUAAAGGCAGUGCAGGACAGCCACUUGGAUCAGGUGCUGGUGGAGUUCACCUGCAAGAACCCACAGCCGAGUUUGCUGACUGAGUGGGCUCUCUGUGGAGAGAGGGAGGACAGGCUGGAGGUCCUCAAGGCUUCAACUUUUGGCUUGGUGAUUUCUCCAGGAGACGGACAGCUAGUGGCCUCAGCAGGCUGUGGGAUGAGGCUCUUUGAGGCCCUCGAAGUAGGGACCAUUCCAGUUGUGCUAGGGGACCACUCCAAACUACCAUAUCACCAGUUUAUUCGCUGGAGUGAAGCAGCCAUUAUCGUCCCAAAGCCUCGUGUCACAGAGCUACACUUCCUGCUACGCAGCCUAUCAGACAAUGACAUGUUGGCGAUGAGGCGUCAGGGCCGCUUUCUGUGGGAGACCUACUUCUCCACCACGGAGAAUGUUCUUAACACCCUCCUGGCCAGCAUCAGAACCAGCGUCCAGGUUCCUGCCGCACCCAUCAAAGAAGAGCCCGCCCACGAGAUUCCCCACAAAGCCGGGAAGAUGGCAGGAACUGAUGCCAACCUGGCUGACAAUGGAGAUCUGGAUUUGGGUCCUGUUGAGACAGAGCCCCCCUACGCCUCUCCACGCUUCCUCCGCAACUUCACAUACACAGCUUCAGACACUUAUAGAACGUGGAACCGGGCCCCAGGACCUUUCCAUCUGUUCCCUCACACUCCUCUGGACCCUGUGCUGCCGUCUGAAGCCAAAUUCCUUGGCUCAGGUACUGGGUUUAGGCCUAUUGGUGGAGGUACGGGAGGCUCGGGGAAGGAGUUUCAGGCAGCUCUCGGAGGAAAUGUGCCCCGAGAACAAUUCACCGUGGUGAUGCUGACUUAUGAGAGGGAGGAGGUGCUGAUGAACUCUCUGGAGAGACUGAAUGGACUGCCGUACCUCAACAAGGUCGUGGUGGUGUGGAACUCGCCCAAGCCUCCUUCAGAUGACCUGCUGUGGCCGGACAUCGGCCUGCCGAUUGUGGUUGUCCGCACAGACAAGAACAGCCUCAACAACCGCUUUCUUCCCUGGGACGCCGUGGAAACCGAGGCCAUCCUAUCGAUUGACGAUGACGCUCAUCUCCGCCACGAUGAGAUCAUGUUCGGGUUCAGAGUGUGGCGUGAGGCCAGAGAUCGUAUCGUGGGUUUCCCCGGGAGGUAUCAUGCAUGGGACGUGAAUCACCAGUCCUGGCUGUACAACUCCAACUACUCCUGUGAGCUCUCCAUGGUCCUGACAGGAGCUGCUUUCUUCCAUAAGUACUACGCCUACUUGUACUCCUACGUGAUGCCCCAAGCCAUCAGGGACAUGGUGGACGACUACAUAAACUGCGAGGACAUUGCCAUGAACUUCCUGGUCUCGCACAUCACCCGCAAACCACCCAUCAAGGUGACAUCGCGUUGGACCUUCCGCUGUCCCGGCUGCCCUCAGGCCCUGUCACACGACGACUCGCAUUUCCACGAACGGCACAAGUGCAUCAACUUCUUCGUCAAGGUGUACGGCUACAUGCCGCUGCUGUACACGCAGUUCCGCGUGGACUCUGUGCUGUUUAAGACUCGUUUGCCCCACGACAAGACCAAGUGCUUCAAGUUCAUCUAGCAUCGGGCUGAGUGGCCCAGCAAAGAGCCCGAAGCAGAGAGGACUGAAGGACUGGAAGUAUUUAUGAGACCAGCAGCUCCCAGUGCGAGCAGUGAUGAGGAUGGAUGGACAGAUAAAUGCACAGAAGGAAAGUUUGGGGUUAGGAUUUUGCCAGGGGGAAGAAACAAGUUAACCGUAACAGCUGUUUGCUUGGUAUUCUAAUCCACAACUCAGAAAAUCUGAGGAGAGGAAGCUAAAAGGAACCACUGCCAACAAAAUAAGCCUUUUCACUCCUCCUUAUUCAUGUUCUUCAAUCAUCAACCACUACAGAUGUCAUUUGCACCUCUCAACGGCCUGCUGAGGAAAGAGGAUGGUUGUACACAGUGUACAGAGAUUCUCCCACGAUAAACUCGACCUGACUGGAUACAUCAGUUACUGGCGGACGGAUGUCCGGCUGCGUUCGGCCCAGCAGCUUGUUGAGUUUCAGUAAGUAGAGCAAAGGUGGCAGCAGCACAUGGUCUCUAUCUACAGUACUUCUUGUACAUGGACAUGAUGGAAGCACUGAUGGUCAGAAGCAUUUUAUUGAACAAUCUUUCUUUUCUUUUCUUUCUUUCUUUUAAAACAAAAUAAUGUCUAAAUGUAUCAAAUCUGUCGACAGAACGUUCUCCAGAGCCUCUGCCUGUGGGAGAUCCGACACAGGCGCGUUAGUCCGAAAACGAGACAGGACCUUAUCUGAAGAGUUGGCCCAAUCAUGUUUUAGUAGUGUUACGUUUUCAAGAAGGAAUUCUCUUCAUCGGUCACCAUAAUGCCUCAAAUGUGUCAUGAAAACCAGCCACCAUUGUGUCAUUUUGUUCUGCUUACAGGAUCUGCACUCUUUGAUGAGUGGUUGAAACGGCCUGUUUUUUAUGCUAUAGGGCGUUUACUAAUGUUUGUAAAAUUGGUCUGAGGUUGAAGUAGUCAUGUUUAAAUGUUAUAAUAUGAACCAAUCAACGGUUACAAUGUCCCUUGCUGAAGUGCAACAAAGUCAAGAAUCACAGCUGCCAACAUAUGUUGUAAUUAUAAAGAAGAUUAAAUGUAGUAUUAAGAUUAUGGU
Molecule: messenger RNA, 4479 nt
Organism: Cyclopterus lumpus (lumpfish)
Lineage: Eukaryota; Metazoa; Chordata; Actinopteri; Perciformes; Cyclopteridae
Gene: extl3
Product: exostosin-like glycosyltransferase 3
Exons: 6
Coding region: 660-3407 (915 amino acids)
Cellular component (GO): membrane
Molecular function (GO): glycosyltransferase activity
Source: RefSeq, a predicted model, not a curated record